GAGGUUGAUUUUGGUUCUGUUCUGUGCAACUGACGGCGGUUGGACAGGCUGUGGCUAGCUGUCAACGCGUCGCUAACUGGAGAGUGAGCGGAAAGUAUCAUGGCUGCUGCUGCAAGUCUCCAGCCCUAAGUGGUUGUUGUUCGGCUGCCAUUCAUUCCUGUGACAAGCGCACAGCUCUGACACUCCCUCUACACCGGGCAGUCAAAGUGCGCGUCGAGCGGGCUGCCUACACACUCCUUGUAUCCACGUGCUCAGUUUGAGUGCAUGGUGGGGCGUAACCAUGGCGGCCAUGGACGAUUUGGAUGCCCUGCUGGAUGAAGCAGAGAGUCUUUUCACCAAAAAACCAGCCACUCGACGAGUUCGAGGCAUCUCUGAGCCCGUGCGGCCCAAUCAAGCUCGCCUUCAUCAGGCGCGUUCCCCCAGCGCCGUGAGGCGCUCACCGCGGCGCUCCUCGCUCACCCCUUCUGAGAACCCUGUUUCGCCAAAGUCUGAAGCAACUAGCCUGCUGUCUGAUUUGGCCGACCUUUCAGCGACGCGAUCGCGACCCCAUCCGGUUGGCAGCUCAGCUCUGGCCACCAGCACCAGCUCAUAUGGCUCGACCAAGUCGGGCGCAGGGCGGUUGAGCUCAGCGGCACGACGCGUCAAAUGCAACCGCCUGAUUCUUGCGGGCUCUUGCACCCCUAUGGGCCUUUCCACCGGUUCUCGGCCCAGGUAUGCUUCGACACGGGAUCUCAGACGCGCUUGGCUCGAGUGCGCGAACAGGAUCGUUGCUGCGCCCUGCUUGUUUAAGCUCAUGAUGAUCAUGGCGUGGUGCCUGCCGAUCUCCAGAGCUUGUGACCGUGCGCGCUGCACCAAGUGCGAUCAUGCCGUCCUCCACUUUGAAGACGCGCGCUGGCAGUCCGACUGUGAGGUUCUCUUUUUUCGAAACUACGUCCCGAAUCGGGUCAAGCUCAGCACCAAGAUUGAUGCCCUCCCGGUCACCGCCAAGAUGCCUUGGCCUUUUGGAAAGAAAAAGACCAAAGAGUCUCGGUCUGAUAGUGACGCGUCACAAACCGAAUCCGCAGCCGCGAGCGCCGUCAAAAGUGUGGCUGCCAAAAACAAGAAAUCUGCCACUCUCAAGCAUCAGACGAGUAACACGACCGUAUCUGCGGCCGUGGCUGCUGCUACCAAUGCCGCUGCCACCCCGCAUGAGCGUCUCUCGCGCUGGCUCCUACGCUCCAAGACCCGGCAUGAAGAGCCCCAGAUUCCGCCCAUGGUCCGCAACUACAAGGUUCCUGCAAACCUCGAGGAGCUCGUGACCGCCCUGACCGCCACUGAAGGCACCCCCUUUACCCGGUUUUUGAGCAACAAAAAGACUUCAAGCGUCCAUUUGCGCCUCGAUCUGACCACCUAUCAGAUCAACUACUACACCGGUGGUUCCACUGAAGGCCGUCCCACCGCAUCGACGAGCGAUCCACCCAACCAGACCCCACAGGCCACCUCGUACCCGAGAACUGAUCUUUAUGUUGCUUCACGUCAUUGGGUGUGUGCGGCGUUUGCAGUCAAUCUUUUCUUCCUCCAAGAAAUUCGCAUUGGGGAGGAUGCCUUCAACACCAAG
This is a messenger RNA of Monosiga brevicollis MX1, 1597 nucleotides long. RefSeq lists its product as uncharacterized. The annotation marks the transcript as partial. The transcript has 5 exons. Lineage: Eukaryota; Choanoflagellata; Craspedida; Salpingoecidae. Gene Ontology annotation, cellular component: cytosol. The record is from RefSeq and is a predicted model, not a curated record.